Chilo suppressalis (striped riceborer) is the source of this 8608-nucleotide messenger RNA. The record is from the annotation of a GenBank genome assembly. NCBI's taxonomy places the organism in Eukaryota, Metazoa, Arthropoda, Insecta, Lepidoptera, Crambidae.
GUGCUAGCGUGACUAGCGUGGUUAAUGUGAAAAAUGAAAGUCUAAAACUUUGUAAACAAUAGUUAAAAAGAAACGAUCUGUUUCCUUUAAUUUGUUACUUAUAGACAGAUUCGUGGAGUGUCUGAAAUUUGUUCAAAAUGAGUUUCGUAGACCUAGCGACAUUGACUCUCCAUCGCAGAAAUGAGCUCGAAGCAAGAACAAAAGUAUUUCUAAGUAAAUGUGACCAAGCCAUUGAUGAUAUUCAAAAGUUGAAAGUUCAGGCACAAAGUUUUGCAUCAAAGCUAAACUGUGAGCCAUCGGAGCUAAAAGAAAGAUUCCUUAAAUGCAUGGAGCAACUCGAUGAAUACAUGUACCUCAUUACUGAUUUCAACUUAUCUGUCAACACACUUGAAGAAAUAAACACAACUGAGAUUGCUCCAGUUCAUGACAGUACUACAAAAACUCCCCUCCCGACGCCUCGGAGCUGCCCCAUCAACCUAAUAGAUGUCUUAAGCGAGCCACUGCCCUCCACAUCCACUGCUUGCUCCAAUCAUUGCCCAUCAGAGAAACCUAAAAGGCUUAAGGUACCCAAAGAAGACCAGCUGCUGAUAGCAUUCUCUAGUACAUCUUGCUCUUCAGAGAGUGUGCCACAGGAUAAAAUCGAAAUGCGAACCAAAGAGGUGCAAUGUGAAAUCACUGCUGAUAUGAACAGCUUGAAAAUUAAAGCUCCUCAAACACCAAUCAGAGAUUUAGAAUCAUGCAAUCUGCCAGCGCAGAAGAUUUUGCUGACCGAUCACUUAUACAAGGCUACUAUCAUGAGCAUCGACGGGGCCUCCUUUUGGGUUAUCACUGACAACGUUGACGAAGUCUGUGGACUCAUGAAAGACAUGACGGAAUUCUACAAGAGUACACAUUUCGACUUGACACUGGAUGAGAUAUCCAUGCUGAGCUACUGUGCGUUUUGUGAUGAAGACUGUUUCUACAGAGCAUUCUUCAUUAAGCUUAUUGAGGAGGAAGAGGAAAUGCUGGCGGAGGUUUUCCUCGUGGACACGGGCGAGGUUCGCACGGGGCUAGUGACCAACGUUCAACCGCUCGAGCCGCAGUUCUGCACCCGCCCGCCUUAUGCACGGUGCUGCCAUCUAGCAGGGAUUGACAUGUUAAGCUAUCAGAAUAAGGAGUUGAGUGUGAAACAAGCUAUUUUCAUGAAGGAAUACAUGGGCAUCAGCUGCACUAUCGAAAUUGAUGACAACACUUCUGAAUCUCUGGGUGUAUACGUGAUACUGCCCUCAAAGGUCGUUUUAAACGACGUUCUUAUAAAAGAAGGAUUAGCGCUACCAAUUGACAAACCCAAGUCUGACUUACGGCAAAUUGAAGGACCCCCCGAACUAAUCAAGGAAGAAGAUGAUGAAAUGGACAUCGGCCAAAGCCCCGAGUUCGAAGACCCUGUAGAAGCUGUCACAGGCUAUUCCAACCGCGACGAAGCCGACAUUUGUAAACACUACAAGGGUGGACCUGAAAAGACUUGCUUCAAAGGAACUAGGUGCAAUAAGAAACAUGUUCGCAAACAUCCAGACGGUUGGACUUUGGACCGAGUUGAAGUGCCUGUUAAGAUAAGAUCUUUGCCUCUACCCCCUCUGGAUUCGUGGCAUAGAGUUCUAGUCACCUACGUCUGCCACUUUGAUCGACUCUACGUGCAAUUCGUCAACAACGAGCAAGAUGAUCCAGUGCCCAGCUUCGGUAUAAUACUGCCGCCGGCGACGCUGACGGCUCUUGUCCGCGAUAUGAACAGCCCCGCCUCCAGGAUGGCGUACAAACAACUCACGAUAAGCCCGGCUUUAGGCGAAUUGGUGGCAGCGUUGUACCCGCUCGACAAUCAGUGGUACCGCGCCCGAGUGUUGACUGUCUCUCGCUCUGACCAGAAUAUAGAGGUCAUGUACGUAGACUACGGCAACGUAGUAUGGGUGAAAGAAGACCAGAUCAGGGUUCUAGACCCGUGCUACUUAUCACUGCCAACGCAGGCGGUGCGUUGUGUACUGGCCGGAGUGUUUGCCAAGACAACCUGCUCCAAGCAAUGGGUGGAGGCAAAGACUGCCCUCGCGAGAAUGGCUCAAGACAGGACACUGGACGCGCAUAUAGUGGGUCGCGAUUACGACGAGCUAAUAGUGGAAUUAUUUGACGACGAAGGCUACAGCAUAGCCGAGCAGCUCGCCGCACAUGACGUUAUCGAACUGAGAGAAUACGUCAUCAACGACGACACGAAGACCACGCACAAAAUCGUCCCCGCAUGAAUGCGUGAGCGAAACUCAUUCUGAAUUCCGUACAAAUCCAUUUUAAAAACACUAUAAUCUGACAGUAUGCUUAAAAGUUAAGAUUUUUCUAUGUCCCUUGGCCGAAAACUCUAUUUUUCGAUUCAAAGUAUGUUUUUAAUUCUGUGUAAUUAUAAUUAUUUCGUUAUCAUUCAUCAGACAUUGGAUCUGACCUCCUGCUUCAAAGUUAAGAUCAGCCACAAAGUAGAUUUAAAAUCAAGUAUUGGGCCGAUAGUAAUAGGAUUAUGACGUCAUCGAAUACUCGUAACUGCUAUUGUUUAAUGUAAAAAAAAUACAUAGUAAUUGAAUAUUCAAAUCCGUUGGAAUUCGGUACAAAACUAUUUUAGCAAAACGCUAUAGAAUAUUACUAUUUCCGAAAGUUGUUGAUCUGAUCAUUUAUGCAUUUAUAAGUAUUUAUAACGAAAACAAAAAUCACGCUAUUUUGCAAAACAAUGGUGUCGAUUCUGGCGUGAUUCUCUAAACUUAAAACUAAAUUUAACAUCAGUCUCUACUUUUCAUUCUGUGUAGAGAAUGUCAAGGAUACACUGUUGUCAAAUUUAAGUUAAGAUUUAUAGAAUCGUGUCAGAAUCGACACCAUUGGUUAGGUAAAAUAAUUCCCAAACAAAACAUUAUUACUAGAGUCGAGUGCAUUUAUCACUAAUCCAACAACUUAUCCGCGAUUUUCUUUCAUUCUCAUUUUGUUUACGUAAAACAACCUAUGGAUUACAUUAAGGACGACAUAACAUAACUCACAUCACAUGCAUGAAUGUGAUGUGACUGAUGAUUUGUUCAAUAACUAUAAUUAGUCUCGAACAAAUACCUAACAGUCUAACAAUGACUAAAUAUUUUUAUUUUCAGUGUGUAAUGUCAGGUUCUUUUUACGUUGCAAAUGUUAUUUUUAGAGGCAAAUUUAUUAUAGACUAUUUUUGGGAGUGAUUUAAUUUGUUGACAAGUAACUUCGCAAUAAUUUUAAUCAGAAUAUGCAAGUCGCGUUUUUGUUUUUUGUUCCUAGAAACUCGCUUCUUCAGAUUAAUGAUUAUUAUAAUUAUAAAUAUUAUAUGUUAUCUUUUCACGUAAUAUUAUUAUAAUAUUGCUGUUAUCAAUAAUUUAAUAGGCUGGUUACAAUCAACUUUCAUUUCAAAAUUGCUUUUCAUUCUAUAUACAUAUAUUAUAAUGUUGUUUGCUAUUUCUGCAAUUUUGUUUAGAAUAGAUGAUUUCAGUUACCUAAAUUGUUUUUUCUUUCCAAAGAUCUUGAAAAUGAUCCAUCGUUUCUGCAGGAAACACUUUGAGCUUAUUAGUAAUAAGUUUAAUAAUAAGAUGAUACAUGUGAUUGCUUUCUGGCCAACUGAAUGAUUGAAAAUGUUUGUUUAACUUUUUAUAAGUAUUAAUUAUUACAAAUGUAGAAUUGGUAUUAUAAUUAAUAGAAUUUUGUAUUAAUUAGGUCACAGUAUUUGAGAAGUUUGCACUGCCAUGAGAUAAAUCUGAUGAUGCGUAUUCACUAGGUACAUAAAAAAAACUUUACAGGCUUAAUCAUAAAGCUAAAUUUAUUUGAGACUGUAUAGACCACAUAAUUUUCAGCAUAGUUAGUUAGCUCUAUAAUCCGAUUGAGAAGGUGUGGUGGAAAUUAUUUAUUUCGUAAGUAUUUAUUAGCCGGAUGUAUACGCUCUGCAGUUAGUGAAGUUCUUUUUUGUAUUAUAAUAAUAAUAUAAUAAUAAUUUCUUCCCCUUCAUUUUGAUAAUAAGCGAGCAGUAUCUCAUCAUCAUCGUCACUAUCACUAGAUGAGUCGAAUUGUGUUUCAACAACAAAACGAGAUAUUGUCGUAAUAGCUAUCACUUCCAUUCUUUUCAAAUAAUCUCAGUUAAAAUUGUAGGUUAAAAUUUAUUAUAAUUUUUGGUGUAUGAACGUUGCACACAAACACGAGACUGCUUGAAUAUAGCGCCAGGUCAUGACGUCACCGCGCUCAUCAGUGUAUUUGGAACGAAUCAACGACAUGGCGUCGAUUCAUGACGUCAUUACCGCUGGCCAGCGUACCGGUGAAUAUUUCGGAAUACACACUCUCUCUUCACUCUGAAAAUUGUGUGGUCUUAUUAAUUGACCUUGGAACAGAUCCACGACUAAAAAGCAAACGAGAAUAAAAAGUUAUAUACUCAAUAUUAUACAACUUAUAUUUCAACUCGAUAGAACGCGAGCAACUAUUUUGUUAAGUUUUAAUGUUGAAGUAAUUAAGGAAUAUUGUGAUAAAAGUCCAAUUGAUGUUUUUAGCACGAACAGAAGGCGUGCGUUACUGCAUAACAUUCAUAAUAAUAUUACUAGAAAACUUCAUAAAUUAUGAACGUAUGAAAUGAAUUUAAUACCUCGCAUAUAAUACUUAUUUAAAAUCUAGCGUCGUUGUACUACAAUUGCUAGUAUAAUGUAUUUAUCUUCUUCACAAUACACCUAUUUUACGUUGCCCUGUCUAAGCGUCAAGGGAUAUGUCGUGAGGCUAUAUAUGUAUGUUAUUUGAAAAUUAUCUUACGAUUGACACUUACAUAUUGCAGUAAGACUAGAAAUUUUAAUUGUUAAAAGUCGGCGCUGUCUAACUUUUGGGGCACGGCACAGUAUCAGGUAUUUUUAACCUUAUCAAGAGUUAAAAUUCAUAUUAAAUUGUAUACUAAUAUCAUAGAGUAGCUUCUCAUGUCAUGCCGGCUUAUACCGCGUGUAGCUGCAACGCGCCACCGUAUUAUAUCGCGAAAAAGCAUAGGCUUUUUGUUAAAGGAAUAUUACUGCUAAACUAAUAGAAAUAAGGUUGAAAAGGGAUGUCUCAGUCAGUGCCGGCUCUAGGGCCUAAUGCAAAAGAUAUCGCUUUGUAUCGUCUAUAGCGAGCAUCUUAUAAAUAAACGAAUAUCGGUUAUUUGUAUAGAAUGUAAAACAAUAUAUAUUUUAUUGAGAUAUAUCUAUGUAUCAAGGUGAUACAAAUAUUAAGGACGUGGGCGGAAAAUGACGAGUUGAAUUUUAGCAUUAAGUGAUCUGUAAUUCAUCUCGCGAAACUAUGACUAAUUUUCAUUAGUUGUACAGAAGCAGUUGCAAUUUUAUAAGUAGGAACCAUAUUUGACAAUUUCCGAUUGGAUCAUGACUCGUCAUUUAAAUGCUCAAUCCAUAAUUCCAAGAGUGCGAUUCUCUUUAAUCUUACCGUGAUAUUGUGGGUGAUCAAAUGAUUAGUUAGCAAUUACACUUAUAUUUUUUAUUACGCGUUGAUUGAAAUGUUAAUCUCUCAUCGCUGUAAGCUAAGUUCUAGUGGUGUAUUGUUGAAAUAAAAUAUUUUCUUAAGUAUUUUUGUAUCCUUUAUUACAGAGGCGCCAAUUCAUACAACAGUCAAAUAUAUGUAGAUUCACUAUUCUUUUCAUUACUACAAUGUAUAGUAACCCAGCCCUUACUUAAGGCACUUCUCCCGUGCGCAAUUUUAAUUCCAUUAGGGUAGUUUCACUCCAAAUCAAUCUUUUAUUUUAUACACAACAAUCCCAUAUACAUUACAGUUUGAUGUUUAACAAGAUGAAAAAAACGAAGUAUAUUUUUUUCUUUGGAACUCUUAAUAUAAUAAUAAAGGUCAUAACACACAUAUCAACUCUAAAAGGGAUAGUCACCGUAUCAACUCCAGCCGUUAAGUAGGUAUUUUUUGUAUUACAUACCGCAACCUACUGCAAUGCACACUAAUUGGAAUCGUAACGUAAUCGCCUCGCCUCAGGACAAGCUUACAUCUCUUCGUGUAAGACCAUCCCCCGACCUCACAUUCGGAUUCAAACUGAUUGAAAUGGUGCCGCCUAGCUAGCCGUCAAACAGCGAGCGACGUGUCGUAAUCGGCUUACCGUCAAGCUCAAGUCCUGUUUACGGCAAUCCAAAAGGCGAGUCGUUAUCGAUCCUUUUCCGAUUUAAUAUGUGUGCAAUCACCUUAAAAGGACGAAAUAUUGUAAAACUAUUUAAUUUCAUGUACUUUUUAAAUUUUUUUAGUACAUUGUCUAGAUAGGCUCCAAAGAGAUUAUUUAAUAUUAUUAAAUAGAAACAUAACUAUGUAGUCAAAUAUUCCUAUAUAGAAGAUACAUUUUAUAUAACACUGAUACCUACAUACAUUGAGAUUCAAAUUAUAUCCAUAUCCUAUCUACAAUUUAAUUAUCAUAUUAUGAUUAUAUACUGUCAACAUUGAACACUUGAGGCGAAUAAUUAAUGAAUAUCUAUUUAAAAAUCUUAAUGCAUGAUUUUUACCAACUAUUUAGAUUACACAAUUGAAUAAUGACUAGACAUAGCUUACAGCUACAUACAGCACACUAGCAUUUGACAAAUUCAAAAUUUGCUUAGAUUAUGAGAACAAAAAUCAAAAAUCUGCAACAAACAAUUUUGGUAACUCUGACUCUAAACGGAUCACUCUUACAAUUGAUGUUAAACGCCAAUUAUCAUAUGGAUUAGAAUUUUUGGGUGUAUAUGAUUCUGGUGCAACAAAUGUGCUAUAAUAUGAUAUUAGUUCGUGGGACUGAUCACCGUCUAAAUCUGCAAUCAUCAAUGAUUGGUCCUGAUAUUCUAGAUCUGGUUGACACAUUGGCAAUGGUGAAGUUGUGUCUAUUUGUCCCCGUACACAUAUCUGCACAAUAUCUGUUUGGCUCACAUUGACAUUGUGCGUUUGCAUUUUAUCAAAUGACACCAAUACAAUCCUCUCUGAAAUGUCAUGCACAGUGAAAUUUGUAUAUUUGAUAAAUGAUGAUAUUGAAGCUACAUUGAUAAUAGGCCGGUAAUAAAAUAUAUCAUUGGUAUUUUUAGGACUCUGAUUCUGUACAUUGUAUCGUACCUCAUCAAUUUUCAGUGCACCCUUUGCAUAGUGUGCACUGUUCCACUGUCAUAAUUUUAACACAAACCCUCGUAUUGAAUUAGCAAAGGCAAAUGAACUUGGCCUCAUAGCAUAGACAUGAUUGGCGGAAUAUUCCCAACCAACAGUAGUUGUACCAUUUUUUUCAAGUAAGAGUUUUAAAUUCACCCGACAUGAGUUAGGGCACUCUCCAGAGUUCUCUACAAUUAGUUUUCCAGGGCCAUUAGUAUAAAUCUCCCUUGUAUUACCAAUACUCUUUUUUAAACUCAGAUUUACCUUCUUUGUUACAGUGGCAGAAGAUGUGUGAUUUGAUUUGUCCAGUUUCAAGAGCUUCCUAUAUAAGUUAGGAUAAGAAAUUAACCUGACAGCCUCUGUAGUACCAUUUUUACAUAUAUAUGUUAUAGUAUCUGCUUCUGGUACCAACUUCACAGAUAUACAAUCAUGUAUUGUCAUUGGUUCUCCAAUAAUAUUGCCAGUUGCCCCUGAUAUGAUCAAUAAUGAAUUAUGAUUCACAUUUGGGUAGACGGUUGCCACAGUCAGGAGAUCGUUAACUUUAUCCUUAUCCAUAUCCUUCAUCAUUAUGGGAAAGUCUAUUGCUGCAAUGUUGCUUAACAUUUUCACAUGUUUAUGCAUGUACCAAUAAUAUGUACCUGACAAAGGAUUCAACGCAGCAAGUAAUCCUUCUGAGCCUGAGACAAUACAAUCUUUUUGAUUGUCUCUAUUGACAUCAAUAAGAUGACAGUUUAUUUCUGUGGGUAUUCUGUUCUCCCUAGUAUACCAGCCGACUUUUCCAGAAUUGCCAACUAUAAGUAACACACCAUUGACAUUAUCAUUUGUGUUUUUCUCUUGUUUCAUAUGAUUACCACGGUAGAUGAAUAUUAAAUUUUUUGUGUUUGGGAUAGCUCCAUCGACAACUUGGACAGCGCCUGAUAGCUCGAUCUCGUCGUAGGGCAGUUCCCAGCUUGUGGUUUUAUCUUGCCAUUCAUUAGUUGAGCAGCUGCCAACCUCAGAACACGGUAUCCCCCACAAGAAUAUGACCACAGUGAAGAUGCAGAUCAGAAUCGAUGUAAUAAAAGCGCAGCGGCGAGGGGAUGACAUUUUAUUGGACACAUCGGAUUGCAGAAAACUUACGUUGUCCAUUGUGCUCUCUACUGUGUUUAUGUUGGUGUUGAAUUCGUCCAUGUCGCUCAGGCUGUAAUUCUUAGAUGAUUGCAAACCACUGUUGAAGUCCAAAUUGUUACAACUGUCAGUUGUUUUGAUGUGAGCAGCAUUUUGCAAUUUGUGGUGGUCGUCUUCCGACUCGGAGUCGGACAGUAUUUGCUUCAGCGGUGCGUAAUUGCCACCGGUUCCAUUUGCUGACAUGGCUUUAUAGAAUCGAAGAAUGUAUUCACAUUUUAAUGAAGCAAACUUCUGAUGAACAGUAUUUUUGUUGUUUAUUUAAAAAAUCAAUAAACAAGUCCCCGAGGUCUCGAUUUGACAGAAAGUAGGGAUA